Molecule: messenger RNA, 1140 nt
Organism: Mycosarcoma maydis (corn smut)
Lineage: Eukaryota; Fungi; Basidiomycota; Ustilaginomycetes; Ustilaginales
Product: putative septin CDC12
Exons: 1
Coding region: 1-1140 (379 amino acids)
Biological process (GO): cytoskeleton-dependent cytokinesis
Cellular component (GO): septin ring; cell division site; cytosol
Molecular function (GO): GTPase activity; GTP binding; molecular adaptor activity
Source: RefSeq, a predicted model, not a curated record
AUGGCUACCAACGGCAUCGGCAUCGCCAACCUGCCCAACCAACGUCACAAGAUUGUGGCCAAGGCAGGUGGGCACUUUACGCUCAUGGUCGUAGGCGAAUCCGGGGUGGGCAAAACGACGCUGAUCAACACGCUGUUCAGCACCGAGCUCGCCACGGGCAAGGACCACACGCGACGCCACACGAAGCAGCUCGACAAGACGGUGGAGAUCGACAUUAUCAAAGCCGAGCUCGAAGAGAAGCAGUUCAAAGUCAAGCUCACCGUCAUCGACACGCCUGGGUUCGGAGACUAUGUCAACAACCGCGACUCGUGGACGCCCAUUGUCGACUUUAUCGACGACCAGCACGAGCUGUACAUGCGACAAGAACAGCAACCCGAACGACGCGACAAGACGGAUCUGCGCGUCCACGCGUGUCUCUACUUUAUCCGCCCCACGGGCCACACCUUGAAGCCGUUGGACAUUGAAACGAUGAAGCGUCUCGGAACGCGUGUCAACCUGAUCCCUGUGGUUGCCAAGGCAGACACGUUGACUCAGACCGAUCUGGCCGUGUUCAAGCAGCGUAUCCGUGAGGUGAUCUCGACGCAGAACAUCCGCGUCUACUCUCCACCUGUCGAGGUCGACGAUGCGGCUUCUGCCGACCAUGCCAAGCUGCUCAUGUCGGCGAUGCCGUUUUCCAUUAUUGGCAGUACCGACGACGUGCGCACCGGCGAUGGACGCGUUGUCAAGGGACGCGAGUACCUCUGGGGUGUCGCUGAGGUGGAAAACGAAGAUCACUGUGAUUUCAAAAAGCUCCGUUCGCUCCUCAUUCGCACACACAUGCUCGACCUGAUCAACACCACCGAAGAGCUGCACUAUGAAAACUACCGCCAGGCACAGAUGGAGACGCGCAAAUUCGGCGAACCCAAAGUCAAGAAGCUCGACAACCCCAAGUUCAAGGAAGAGGAGGAGAUGCUCAGGAAGCGCUUCACCGAACAGGUCAAAUUGGAAGAGGCCAGGUUCAGACAGUGGGAGCAACACCUGAUUGCCGAAAGGGACAGGUUGAACAAGGACCUCGAGACCGCCCAUAGCACCGUCAAGGCGCUCGAGGCCGAAUUGGAUGCUUUGCAGAACGGCUACGGUCGUGGCUCGCAGCGUCGUUGA